Misgurnus anguillicaudatus (oriental weatherfish) is the source of this 2961-nucleotide messenger RNA. It is a transcript of the gene gja2, whose product is annotated as gap junction protein, alpha 2. Gene Ontology annotation, biological process: cell-cell signaling. Gene Ontology annotation, cellular component: connexin complex. Lineage: Eukaryota; Metazoa; Chordata; Actinopteri; Cypriniformes; Cobitidae. Gene Ontology annotation, molecular function: gap junction channel activity. The record is from RefSeq and is a predicted model, not a curated record.
AUUUUCAUUUUUGUGUGAACUGUCCCUUUAAAAGUUUGAUCCACAAUUGCUAGUAUCUCAGCCAUGAUAAAGGCAAAUGAUGACAGUAUAGAAACAUGUUAACAUGUUUAUAUUUAAUAUAAAAUAAUUUUACACAACAACAACAAUAAAAAAGUAAUAUUAUAUUAUUAUUAUUAAUUUUACAUUAAACAUGGGCAGUUUACAUAUUACUGUUAAAUUAAUAAAGGUAAUAACGAUUUUUUUUUCAGAUAUUUGAGGUCACCAGGUCCAGUGGCAUAAUUAUUUUUAUGCACUUUUGUUGGAUGAAUCCCAUGUGACUCUAGAUAAACAAACAGUGCUUAUUCCUUUAUUCCGAUCGAAAUAACAUAUAGAUCCCAUUUUCAGGUUCAAUUACUUCACCAAUUAUACCAAAUAAUCUUAAAUAGCUUGGGUUUUCUUUUUCAUAUCACAAGCCAGUUUUAUGACUGAUCCAAUUUUACCCGGGUUGAUAAAAUUAAAAAUACACAAUCGUCUGUAUGACCUUUACAGACCUAGACAUACCAAAUGCAAAGACGCACAAGCCUGCACAUUCUGUGUCUGUCUCACUCUCUGUCUGCCUCUCUCUUUCUUUUUCUCUUUCUCUCUUGCUUACUGUCUCAUCUCUUGAAUCAUUUUCUCUCAAUCCCUUGCUCUCAUACUGAUCUCUAUUUGACGGGUUUUGAAAAGAGAAAUAAAAACAGACAGACAGACACACAGAUACAAACAGACAGUCUUUAUUUCAAAGACUUAUUACCAUCAAAGAGGGAAAUGCUUUCAACUGAACUGACUGUGUCUUGUGAGCUCUACCAUUGGUCCUGACAGCUGUCAUUCACCAGGAAGGCUCUGAGAAACAAGGCAGGUGGUACAGUCUUCAAAAUUCUCCCUAGGGAUUGUGUUCCCUGCCAAAAUUAACCCUAACACACACACACACACACACGCACAUAUGUACAGUGUAUUUCUUUAGGACAGGACCCUCUUUCUGUAUAAACCUAUGGUGGAGUACAGAAGAAAGUGUGUGAGACAAGGCCUUGCUCUGCGUGUACACUUGUAAACUCUUGUUAAUGUUUGUCUGUGAAGAGACCAUUCCUAUUCUGGACUUUUAAGCAAGAGAAAAACUGCUAAGCUGAAAAACACAGCAACUCUACCAUGAGGCUUUUGAAAUAAUAAAGAUUUAAGUGGACACACAGCAGUAAUGGGAGACUGGAGUUCUCUUGGGAAGCUUUUGGAAAGUGCCCAGGAACACUCCACUGUAGUUGGGAAAGUCUGGCUUUCUGUACUCUUCAUCUUCCGUAUUCUGGUCCUCGGUGCGGCUGCGGAGAAGGUCUGGGGUGAUGAACAGUCUGGGUUUACCUGCGACACCAAGCAGCCCGGUUGUCAGAACGUAUGUUACGACAAAACCUUCCCGAUCUCUCACAUACGAUUCUGGGUGAUGCAGAUCAUCUUUAUUUCCACCCCUACCUUGAUCUAUCUGGGACACAUCUUGCAUCUGGUGCGCAUGGAGCAAAAACAGAAACGUAGCGAUGCAGACGGGCCAGAGAGACAGGCGCUGCUGAGCACCAAAGCCGGAAAAGGUCCCAUCCGGGAUGAUCAGGGCAAGAUUCGCCUGCAGGGGGUUUUGCUACGCACGUAUGUCUUCAACAUCAUCUUCAAAACACUGUUUGAGGUGGGCUUCAUUGUCGCACAGUACUUCCUGUACGGAUUUGAACUGAAGCCACUGUACACCUGCAACAGGUGGCCUUGCCCAAACACGGUAAACUGCUACAUCUCACGACCUACAGAGAAAACCAUCUUCAUCAUCUUCAUGCUGGCCGUGGCCUGUGUGUCACUACUACUCAAUCUGGUGGAAAUGUAUCACCUGGGGUUUACCAAGUGCAGGCAGGGCCUCCGUUACCGUCGUUCCCACUCCGUAUGCGACACCGAAUCUAAAACGCCCAGCGAGGACGCCGUGGUCCAAUUCGUGGCCAGCUACCCUUAUUUUCCCCCUCACGCACCACCUCCGGCAGCCUUUCCGGCAGAUCCCCAUUUCAACCUCGCGGAACCGGACGGGACCUUUCCUCCUCAUGGUAGCCGAUCUGUUUAUAAGCAGAACAGAGAGAACAUGGCUGUAGAGCGCAGUGGAAAGCCCGAUCAAGCAGAGGUCAAGAGCAACAAAACCUCCAGUUCGGUGCCUGGAUCUCCCGCAAGCCAACAUCGCAGGCCCAGCCAUUCAAGUCGCUAUAGCAACAACAAGACAAGGAUGGAUGACCUUAAAAUCUAAAGGAUGGGAUACUCUGAUUCAGAGCACUUUUAGCACUGAACGCGCCAUUCAGAGUGAGAUCGAAAACAGGGGAGAUGCUCAGACAGAAUAUGAGUCAGUUGGUGUGUUGCUUUACUUGAAUUAAAACUUGAUUUAUUUUUGUGGGAUCAAUGCGACGGCAGAAAGAUUGAUCUUGAUUAUACAUUGAACAGGUUGAAGUGCCAGUCAUGGACUGAAUCAUGCUUUUAAUUGAUCUGAAAACAUUUUCAGUUACCAGCAAUAAAAUCUUCACGAGACUUACGGGUAAAAUGCUGAUGUUGAAAUUUUGUGAACUGCUUAAGCUCUAAAGUGUAAUGGUUGUCAUGGAAACAUACUUGCUUUCUUUAGAUCAAUUAAGAUAGUUACAGAAAGCUGAUUUACUUACAGUGCCAACCGUAAUGACAUUUUACAGCAACAUCUUGUGUUUACACACGUUUACGCAUUGUUUUCUCUAUAUACUAAAAUGCUUGUUGUUUCAGCGCAUGGUUAAAGGAACAGUAUGUAAGAAAUUUAUAUCAAUUAAUCAUAAAAUGGCCCUGAUAUGUCACUAGACAUUAAGAAAUCAUUUGAAUUUCAAAUACUUAUAUCACUGACAACAGUGGUCUGGCCAGGAUAUUGUCAUUUAAAAAGUGGAGUUGCAGCCCUCAACUGAUGUUUAUGUUGCCAUG